AUGGCCUCGCAAGCCGUAUCAGAGAAAGGACGUCGACUGGCGAAACAAAAGUAUCCCUCAUACAACAGAAAUAACUUACCUACUCUCAAAGAAGUUCUUCAGCGCAAAACAGCACCGCCAGUAUGUUUAUUCAACUUCUACAUCUACAUGAGGGACAGAGAGCACGAUGCCGAGUAUCUAGACUUUUGGCUAGACGUAGCAGAACUCGAACUACUUUGCAGAUAUUAUUUAAAAGACCUUAAAAAAUUUGGAAUAGAUUCUUCAGUAGAAUUUCCAGAAUAUGCAAAAUCUAAAGAUUCAGAUAAAGAGAAAAGACACAGCACUCAAUCCAGUUUACAUCGACACCUCUCAGCAAGCUCAAGUAGCACUGGCUUUACCGAUACAGACUCGCGGUCCGGUUCCCCCAUGCCGCUUCCACUAACAACAGGAACGGGAACAGAAACACCUCAGCACGAGGUAAUAGACGUAUCAGACCAGCAAGCAACCCAAAAACUCCGGUAUAGAGAUUCAGUCCGUUCGUCGACAACCGGUAACCUUUCUUUCAUAGGUCAACGUCCAAUAACUCGGGACGACGUUACCCAGUUGGCUCAACGUAUUUACUUCCUCUACCUCGUUCCCAACGCUGAGCGAGAAAUAAGUCUGUCACCUGGAGUCCUCAAUGAAAUACGCAUAGCCGUCGAGGAAAAGCAUAAAGACGACCCGGCAAUAUACAAAGAGGCUAAAAAGGAAGUGUAUCGAUUAAUGAAGCGAGAGAUUUACCCAAACUUUCUGAAAGCGAGAGCAUAUGGAAACAUGACCCCUAGACAGACAUUGAUUAGGUUGGGUUUGGGUUUGUUUUCCUUGUUUGUUGGAUUCACCGUCGAGUUGAGUCUGAUACUCUUGGAUGAGAAGCCGAGGUCAAAGAGGCUUUGGGGCUUUAUUCCUAUUUUCAUUGGUAUUUUAAAUCUGUUUGCAUUUCAAAUGGAGUUAUCUCCGCUUCUCGUACUUCUUCAUAUCAGCGAGCGGUCUUUUAUGCAAUACGAACUGGUCCGAGAAAAAUACAUAUACCGUAGAAUCCACGUUCCAAAAGCCCUUUGGAUACUGUUUAUGUCGUUGGCAGCUUCCAUAAUUGUUACUGGACUUCUCCUUGCUAUCCCUGGACAUAGACUGUGA
Paraglomus brasilianum is the source of this 1152-nucleotide messenger RNA. The record is from the annotation of a GenBank genome assembly. NCBI's taxonomy places the organism in Eukaryota, Fungi, Glomeromycota, Glomeromycetes, Paraglomerales, Paraglomeraceae.